GAAAGUAUUGAGAUUCGGCACGAAGACCAGGUAGUCAGGUACAUGUGGUUUAGUAGUAGGUGCUGAAAUUAUUUGUAAUCUUUAUAAUGGUGAGGAAGAAAAUAGAUAACCGUGUAAGAGUUUUAAUUGAAAAUGGUGUAACUCUAGGACACCGAACAAUGUUUGUGGUUGUUGGAGAUAAGGGACGAGAUCAAGUUGUCAUUUUACAUCACAUGCUCUCUAAAGCGUGUGUUAAAGCAAGGCCCAAUAUAUUGUGGUGUUAUAAGAAAGACCUUGGCUUCAGUAGUCAUCGGAAAAAGAGGAUGAAAAGUCUUCAGCGUAAAAUAAAGAGUGGCAAAGUGAAUGUUAAUGAAGAUGACCCUUUUGAAUUAUUUGUUGCAUCUACAAAUAUUCGAUACUGUUACUAUUCAGAAACUCACAAAAUACUUGGAAACACAUACGGUAUGUGUGUGUUACAAGACUUUGAAACCCUGACUCCAAACCUGUUAGCAAGAACAGUAGAGACAAUUGAAGGUGGGGGAUUGAUUGUUCUUUUGCUACAGACAGUAACAUCAUUGAAACAACUUUAUACCAUGAGCAUGGAUGUUCAUGAACGCUAUCGUACUGAAGCACACAAUGAUGUUGUUGGACGCUUCAAUGAACGGUUCUUGCUGUCUCUUGCCUCAUGUCCUCGCUGCUUAGUGGUGGAUGAUCAGCUUAAUGUGCUUCCCAUUUCAUCUCAUAAUCUUAAGGUGGACCCAGAAGGAAAACCUGAUUCUCCUCCAAGUGAACAGGAACUGGCAGACCUAAAAGAAAGUCUGCAGGAUACGCAGCCUGUUGGUGUUCUUGUUAACUGCUGUAAGACUGUGGACCAGGCUAAAGCUCUUCUGAAAUUUAUUGAGGCUGUGUCAGAGAAGACCCUGAGAUCUACUGUUUCACUGACAGCUGCUCGAGGAAGAGGCAAGUCAGCUGCUCUGGGACUUGCUAUGGCAGGAGCAGUUGCUUUUGGCUAUUCCAAUAUCUUUGUUACAAGUCCAAGCCCUGAAAAUCUCACCACACUGUUUGAAUUUAUUUUCAGAGGUUUUGAUGCAUUGGAAUACCAAGAACAUUUAGAUUAUGACAUCAUCCAGUCGACAAAUCCAGAAUUUAACAAAGCUGUUGUUCGAGUCAAUAUUUUCAGAGACCAUCGACAGACAAUUCAGUACAUUCACCCAACAGAUGCACAUAAACUUGGUCAAGCAGAACUUCUUGUCAUUGAUGAAGCAGCAGCCAUUCCUCUGCCAUAUGUUAAGAACAUGCUGGGACCAUAUCUUGUAUUUCUGGCAUCAACAAUCAAUGGGUAUGAGGGUACAGGCCGGUCACUAUCCCUGAAAUUACUGCAGCAGUUGCGAACACAGGCAGCACCCAUUGGCAUGUCAGCUGACAAAAGCAAGAGUCACUCUGCAUCCACUGGAAGGGCUCUGCAUGAAGUUGUGCUUAAUGAGUCAAUCCGAUACAAACCAGGUGAUCAUGUUGAGAAAUGGCUGAAUGAUUUGCUGUGUCUAAAUGCUGCAUCUGUGCAACCUAUCUUAUCAGGUUGCCCUCCACCAGACAACUGUGAUCUGUACUAUAUUAACAGAGAUACAUUGUUUUGUUUCCAUAAAGCAUCUGAAGCCUUUCUUCAGCGUUUAGUGGCACUGUACGUUGCAUCACAUUAUAAGAACAGUCCAAAUGAUCUUCAGAUGAUGUCAGAUGCUCCAGCACAUCAUUUAUUCUGCUUGCUUGGACCAGUUGAUCCAAAUCAGAAAUCUUUGCCAGAAGUUCUUGUAGUUAUUCAGGUAUGCUUGGAAGGUCAAGUGUCAAAGAACUCUAUUGUUAAUGGAUUAUCAAGAGGUAAGAGAGCAUCUGGUGAUCUUAUUCCCUGGACUGUGGCCCAGCAAUAUCAAGAUCAGGACUUCCCCAUGCUGUCUGGUGCCAGGAUAGUGAGGAUAGCCACACAUCCAGACUAUCAAGGGAUGGGAUAUGGCAGCAAAGCUCUCUCCUUGUUGAAAAAGUAUUAUGAGUUCAAGAUUCCAAGCAUCGAGGAGGAUCAGCUGCCUCAAGAGCACAUUAAGAGUGUUGAAGAUGAGAAAGUGGGCCUUUUGGAGGAAAGAAUAGAACCAAGAAAGUCUCUGCCACCACUUUUACUGAAACUGAGUGAGAGACCACCAGAACAUCUGCACUACCUUGGGGUAUCAUUUGGGCUCACAGCACCUCUCCUUAAAUUCUGGAAAAGAGCAGAGUUUGUUCCAGUUUAUUUGAGGCAGACAACCAAUGAUUUGACAGGUGAACACUCAUGCAUCAUGUUGCACAUAUUGGACAGCUCAGAUAGCAGUGAUGAUAGUGAAAGAGAUGAGACCAAAAAAGGAUCAUGGCUUGGAGAAUUUUGGGCUGACUUCAGGCGCCGCUUUAUAUCCUUGUUAGGCUUGCAGUUCCGCAGCUUUUCACCGGCCCUUGCACUUAGUGUGCUUCAGAAUAAGGUCUGCAAACAAGAGCCCACAGUGCUAAGCAAAAUGGAGCUUGAUGUGUACUUGACUAAGUACGAUAUAAAGAGGCUGGAGAUGUACAGCAACAAUCUAGUGGACUACCACUUGGUUAUGGACUUGGUUCCUGCCCUGGCUCGCCUCUACUUCCUCAGUUGCAUGGGUGAUACAUGCUUCUCUGCCGUGCAGUCAGCAAUUAUGCUUGGACUUGGUCUGCAGUGUAAAACUGUGGAUAAUCUUGCAUCAGAGCUGGAGCUGCCAGCAUCACAGCUCUUGGGGCUGUUCAACCGAACAAUUCGUCGAUGUGUUCAGUAUUUAGCAGGCAUUCUGGAACACUCCAUAAAACAGGGUCUAAUCCUGUCAAGAACUGAUGUCACAUUCAGCCCCAUUGCCAAGAGCAUGCGUGAUGAGUUAGAUGAAGCAGCAAAGGAACUGAAGCUCAAACAGCAGCAGGAGUUGAAGAAACUCAAACAAGAAAAUCUUAGUCAGUAUGCAAUUAAAGGUUCAGAAGAAGAUUGGACACAGGCAUUGGGUCCUUCAGGAAAGAAGCUCAAGAAUAUUAUUUCUGUCAAAACUGGUGAGAAGCGACCAACUGAGGGAGAAGAACUAUUUGAGAAACCUGCUAAAAAGAAGAAGCGCAAGAAGAAAUUUGAUCAUUAAUAUUCAUCUAGUUCCACCUUGAUUUGUAGAAAAAUAAAUAUGUCUACCACAAUUCCUCGACAGAA
Messenger RNA from Cryptotermes secundus, 3205 nucleotides. Its product is annotated as RNA cytidine acetyltransferase. Gene Ontology annotation, biological process: rRNA acetylation involved in maturation of SSU-rRNA. Gene Ontology annotation, molecular function: 18S rRNA cytidine N-acetyltransferase activity; tRNA binding; ATP binding. NCBI's taxonomy places the organism in Eukaryota, Metazoa, Arthropoda, Insecta, Blattodea, Kalotermitidae. The record is from RefSeq and is a predicted model, not a curated record. Gene Ontology annotation, cellular component: 90S preribosome; nucleolus. The transcript has 18 exons. The coding region runs from base 87 to 3140 and encodes 1017 amino acids.